ACUAUUUCACAGUCCAAUCUUCAUAUCCGACAUGAUAAACACGUGAAAUAUUUUGAUCAAAGCUGAAACAAAAAGCCAAAUAGAGUGGUAUGCACAUUAACUGGAAGCAUCCCUUGUUAUUGACUCUUUUAAUCGGAGUGCCAGCAUCACACCUCAGCAUUUCAGGAUACAGAUAUUUCACAAAUAAAAGUGAAACAGAGACAGAGGAAAAAAAUAGAAAGUUAGAACAGAUAUACCAGGAGAAAUUAAAGGAACGGAACGUUAACAAGAAAGAUAACUAAUCAACAAGAGAUCUAGACAGCAGUACAACUACCACAGAAAAAAAAAUGCCGAAAGCUCCUAAAACUAAGAUUGGAAAAGAGAAAGCUGAAAAAGUGGUCCACCCUAACAGCAGAAAAGCUGCAUUUUUGUCACGGCAAGCCAACCGUGAGGAACGGUUACGGACUUCUAAGCAGGCAUCAUCCAUAAAAUUAGAGGUCCUUGCAGAAAAAUUACUCUGGUUCAAAGAAAGACUUGACCCUGAAAAAAAGGUUUUUACAAAAUCAGACUUGGAGCCUCUUGUCAGUGAAUAUCUGCAGCGAUUUGAUUCUGAACUGGAGCAGAUAGACAUUAUGAGGAGCGUAGGAAAAAGACAGGGGAAUCCCCACAGUGCCAGAGAGAACGCGAUAAAGGUGACCACUGAACGAGAGAGGAGGCAGGUAGAGGAGGGGUCCUUCGAAGUGCCACACGUAUUUAAUGCCAAAAACUUAGCUUUCUUCAGGGCCUGGAAUGGAGAAAUUAAAUAUGUCAAGAAUAUUAAACUAAGUAAAAUAAGUUCCAAGGACUUAGAGAGAGAAAACACUGAAGAAGAUACACAGAAGAAUGAAGAAAUGGAAGAGGAGGGGGAUAAUACAGAGGAAAUCUCAUAAACUCAGAAUGUGUGAUUGUAAAACUAUUUUAUUUUGUUAAUGGUUUGUAACUUUAAGGCAAUGCUGUCAGUUUUUACUGUUUAAAGAGUACUUAAUGAACUAUAUUUCUCUUGGUGUCCGGUACAUCUCUUUAACCUCCAAUUAAAAUCAUUGGAAGUGAC
Messenger RNA from Saccostrea cuccullata (small rock oyster), 1069 nucleotides. Its product is annotated as translation machinery-associated protein 16-like. NCBI's taxonomy places the organism in Eukaryota, Metazoa, Mollusca, Bivalvia, Ostreida, Ostreidae. Gene Ontology annotation, cellular component: nucleus. The coding region runs from base 327 to 908 and encodes 193 amino acids. The transcript has 3 exons. The record is from RefSeq and is a predicted model, not a curated record.